AUGGAUGAGUACUUUGAAGAGCGUAUGAAUGGAGAAAAUAAGGGAGAGAGGAGGACGGAUAGAGGACAGUUAGUGAAACAGGAAGUGGAGAGGAUUAGCACGGAGGAAUUUAUUACCACUGUCAACAACAAAAAAUGGACCUGCAGGAAUCUGGAGGUGGAGAUGCUGAAGAAGCAGAAGAAGAACGAACAAACAAAGACAGAGAGUCCCAUUCUGAUACCAAAAUGUCCCAGCAGCAGCUACACAUGGGCUAAUGCGUGGUUGGCUGCUGCUGCUGCUGCUGCUGCUGCUGCUGCUGCUGCUGGGAUGCCAGUCGAGCCUGAUCAACCCCAGCUGGGUCACCUGGGUGAAACACCCUGCGACUCCAGGAACAUCACUGAAGAUGCAUCCCAGCAAGAGCAUCCAGGAGAUAUAGCUUACACUUACGAUCACACCAGAGUCCGGCUGCAGCUGCUGGAUGGAGACCCCCACUCUGACUACAUCAAUGCCAAUUAUAUUGACGGGUACCACAGACCCAGACAUUACAUCGCCACACAAGGGCCCAUGCAGGAGACAGUGAGGGAUUUCUGGAGGAUGGUGUGGCAGGAGAACUCAGCCUCUAUUGUCAUGGUUACAAACCUGGUGGAAGUGGGAAGGGUGAAGUGUGUUCGUUACUGGCCCGAUGAGACAGAGGUGUACGGAGACAUCAAGGUAACCCUCAUAGAGACGGAGCCGUUGGCGGAAUACGUCAUACGGACGUUCACUGUUCAAAAGAAGGGCCAUCACGAGAUCCGUGAACUCCGUCAGUUUCAUUUCACCAGCUGGCCCGACCACGGUGUUCCAUGUUACGCCACAGGGUUGCUCGGCUUCAUACGGCAGGUCAAGUUCCUCAACCCUCCGGAUGCUGGACCCAUAGUGGUACACUGCAGUGCCGGUGCCGGGAGAACAGGCUGUUUCAUUGCAGUGGACAUCAUGUUAGACAUGGCAGAGAAUGAAGGAGUGGUGGACAUUUUCAACUGCAUCCGAGAACUAAGGUCACAACGAGUCAACAUGGUUCAGACAGAGGAACAGUACGUGUUUGUUCACGAUGCCAUCUUGGAGGCGUGUCUGUGUGGAAACACGGCCAUACCGGUGUGCGAGUUCAGAGCCAUUUACUACAACAUCAGCAGGCUGGACCCACAGACCAACUCCAGCCAGAUCAAAGAUGAGUUCCAGACUCUGAACAUAGUGACCCCUAGAGUCCGUCCAGAGGACUGCAGUGUGGGUUUGCUACCGAGAAACCACGACAAGAACCGCAGUAUGGACGUCCUACCAGCAGACCGAUGCCUGCCUUUCCUCAUAUCUGUGGAUGGAGAGAGCUCCAAUUACAUUAAUGCUGCAUUAAUGGACAGCCACAAACAGCCAGCGGCCUUCAUAGUUACUCAACAUCCUUUGCCCAACACCAUGGGUGACUUCUGGAGGUUGGUGUUUGACUACAACUGCUCCUCCAUUGUAAUGCUCAAUGAAAUGGAUGCAGCACAGUUAUGUAUGCAGUACUGGCCAGAAAAAAAUUCAUGCUGCUACGGUCCGAUUCAAGUGGAGUUCAUAUCGGCAGACAUCGAUGAAGAUAUCAUCAACCGAAUCUUCAGGAUCUGCAACAUGGCGAGGCCGCAAGAUGGUUACCGCCUGGUGCAGCAUUUCCAGUUUAUUGGCUGGCCGGCCUAUAGGGACACACCCCUCUCUAAGCGCUCCAUCCUCCAGUUGGUCAGGAGAUUGGCUAAGUGGCAGGAACAGUAUGACGGAGGAGACGGGAGGACUGUGGUGCACUGCCUUACUGGUGGGGGGCGUUCUGGAACAUUCUGUGCCAUCUGCAGCAUCAAUGAGAUGAUCCAGCAGCAGAAUAUCGUGGAUGUUUUCCACACGGUUAAAACACUGAGGAACAACAAGACCAAUAUGGUGGAGACUAUGGAACAAUACAAGUUCUGCUACGAGGUGGCUCUGGAAGCGCUCAACUCCUUCUGAUCAGGUGUGGGCUAAACAUCUGGAUUCCUAUUGGCCAUUUGACUCUGCCUGUCAUUCUCAACGCAACACUGGGAAACACAGAGUGCAAUACUUUGUGUUGACCUGAAUCCAACCAAGAGU
Archocentrus centrarchus (flier cichlid) is the source of this 2100-nucleotide messenger RNA. Its product is annotated as receptor-type tyrosine-protein phosphatase T-like. The transcript is spliced from 16 exons. Lineage: Eukaryota; Metazoa; Chordata; Actinopteri; Cichliformes; Cichlidae. Gene Ontology annotation, biological process: protein dephosphorylation. Gene Ontology annotation, molecular function: protein tyrosine phosphatase activity. The record is from RefSeq and is a predicted model, not a curated record. Bases 1 to 1980 code for a protein of 659 amino acids.